Molecule: messenger RNA, 1446 nt
Organism: Orussus abietinus
Lineage: Eukaryota; Metazoa; Arthropoda; Insecta; Hymenoptera; Orussidae
Product: methyltransferase-like protein 25
Exons: 6
Coding region: 1-1446 (481 amino acids)
Source: RefSeq, a predicted model, not a curated record
AUGACUCGCCGAAGGGAAACCGCCGAGCGUAAGUACUUUCUCGGCUCGUUGAAGCUUUUUUCGGAAAGUCGGUGGCUCUACGAGGAUCCAGUUACCAAAUUACUUCUUCGCGGUCAUCUGGACAACUUUCCGGAAGGAUGGCUGGAAGCCCUGAAAGACUUAGAUUGCCGUGAGCUAAACGAAUUUGUCGUCAAAAAGACGACGAAGGAAUUCUGGCCGAAAUCGCUAAAUGACUUUGUUGAAGCCUGCAGUGACGUCGACAAGUUGAACUACAAAAAGUCAAGUCUAGAAUUAAAUAUCGAAUUGUCAAAGCAAUGCUUCAGGGGUUUGAGUCCGAAGAAAUGGCACGAAAUUUGUCACUUGACGCAAUUGGUACACGAACAAUGCUCCUUACAGGGCAUCGAUGUGAUCGUCGAUCUUGGAGCAGGAUUGGGGUACAUCUGCCAAUUACUACACGAAUUAUACGGUUACCGGGUCCUGGGCUUAGAAGCAAGCCCAAGGAACACCGAAAGUGCAAAGGGCAGGCAAGAGAAAUACCACCCUUUAUCGAGAAAUGCUGUGAAAUUUGUUUGCUGCAAGGUAAACGAGAACUCCAUCGAGAUAAUAGAAUCUUUACUGCGGGAGCAUUUUGAAGAAUGUCAGAAUGUCGGUUUAAUCGGUCUUCACGCCUGCGGAGAUCUUAGCGUCGACGCCUUAAAAGCGUUCUCCAAAAUGGCGGCGGCGCGCCUCUUAGUUCUAAUGUCUUGUUGCUACCAUAAAAUGGCCCCCGCGGAAACGGGGGAAUUCUUUUGCCACUUCCCGCUCUCCGUGGAGCUUCGAGAGGCUUUAGAGGAAUUCGGGAAAAGUGGUGGGAUGUUUUUGGAGAGGCCAUUUUUGAGAUUAGCUUGUCAGGAAUCGGCUGAGAGGUGGAACGACGCUUCCGAAGAAUUGCACCGUAAACAUGGCUUUCACGUUCUUGCCAGAGCCGUCCUCGAAUUGUAUGCCCAUAAAGAAGGAUUUCGGUUGGAGAAACGAGUUCAAAAGGGGACGAGGAAAAGUCAGUGCGCGGACUUCGAAACAUAUCUUCUGGAUUCCUUAAAACGAUACAGAUUUAAGCAAUUUACUGGGGAUAUCGAACAGGUAGCGGAAGGAGCUGCAUUUAAGGAAAGAGUAAAAGUGGACGGGAAAUCCCUAUGGGACAAGAAUUCGGAGAAAAUCGAAGCUGCCGAAGCGUACACGGCCCUACAGAUGCACCUGCAGAGCCCAGCGGAAUCGUUAAUUUUAAUGGACCGAAUCUGUUGGUUAAACGAGCAAGGAAAAUAUUACUCGCAGUUGCAGCGGUAUCAGCGCCAUUAUGAAAACAAGAAGCGGAAGAAGAAGAAUAAGAAGGAACGAGAGAUACGUGACUACGUUGAUGAUAACGAAAGUGGCGACGACGAUAACGGCGAUCGACACGAGGACAAAUAA